ACAAUGGCAACCACGGAUCAACUUUGCAUCAUACCGCCGAACGAGUGGAACGAACUACGUGAUCUGUUUCGGGAAAGUUGGCCCGAACAUCACAUGGCCUAUACAACGAUUGACAACUACAUCCGGUGGUAUGAAAAGGAUAGCAAUAUUAAACAUCUCACCAUUUACUGCUUGAACGGAAGCUGGCGUUCAGAUGGAACUUAUUUAGUUGUGGAUCGCUAUCAGCUGUUUGCGUACAGCCUGGAACCAAGUAACUGCGUACUGGAAAAGGCUCUUCAUCUGCUUGAUUGGAGUACGGGAUUGAAAGUGAGUUCCUUACUCGCCCGUCAUCGAGCGCCUGUUAUCAAUGUGAUCACUGCGAAAAAUCUGGAGAAAGAGUAUGACAGUGAAACAAUACUUUUCUACAUGCCGAAAGCCGAUUGCGAUGCACUGUGUCUGACUGUACCGGAAGGAUUUGAACUGAAGCCGUUACGUUCGGAGGAUGCUGCUAAGGCGAACGAUCAUUGGCCAAAUCGACACCAGGGUUCGUUGUUCUUCUUGCAGCGGUUGGCUGCAUGGAAUGCAAACGUGGGACUGUACGAGCGUUCAUCCGGUACAUUGGUGGCGUGGUGCUUUCGUCUGCAGGCUGGACCUCUCGGAGCCCUGCAAGUCGAUCCGGAAUAUUUGCGACGCGGGUUUGGUACGGUAGUGGCAAUUGCAACGGCUAAACAAACAGCCGAUCUCGGUCACGAUUGUUGUGCUUUAGUAAAUGCGAAUAAUAUCCCAUCGAAGAGGAUGUUUGAACGAAUUGGCUUCAAACAUAGCGGGGAAGCAUAUUGGAUAAGAACAAUACCGACUGUGCCAAACGAAUGGCAAGAUUGA
Messenger RNA from Anopheles marshallii, 861 nucleotides. RefSeq lists its product as uncharacterized. Lineage: Eukaryota; Metazoa; Arthropoda; Insecta; Diptera; Culicidae. The transcript is spliced from 2 exons. Bases 4 to 861 code for a protein of 285 amino acids. The record is from RefSeq and is a predicted model, not a curated record. Gene Ontology annotation, molecular function: acyltransferase activity, transferring groups other than amino-acyl groups.